Messenger RNA from Peromyscus californicus insignis, 13328 nucleotides. It is a transcript of the gene Ascc3, whose product is annotated as activating signal cointegrator 1 complex subunit 3. Bases 257 to 6043 code for a protein of 1928 amino acids. The record is from RefSeq and is a predicted model, not a curated record. Gene Ontology annotation, molecular function: nucleic acid binding; ATP binding; ATP hydrolysis activity. NCBI's taxonomy places the organism in Eukaryota, Metazoa, Chordata, Mammalia, Rodentia, Cricetidae. The transcript has 38 exons.
CCGCCCCGCCCCUCCUCGUCCCUGCGCGCCGGUCCGUGGGUGUGUGGGUCUGUCCCAGCCGGGCACCCCACCGCGCUACGCCGUGGUAGCGAGCGACCCCCGCCCGCCCGCGAGGGCUGCGGAGGAUCGCAGGGCGCAGCCCUCCGCUCCGCUCCCGCGGGAAGAGGAAGCAAACCUUCAGGAGGCCGGAGGCGCGUGCGGCGGCCGGGCUGAGUUUCAAGUUUCUUAUUUCUAUGGAUCACUGAUUGAGUAAAAGAUGGCUUUACCUCGACUCACAGGAGCCUUGCGCUCCUUUUCAAAUGUCACCAAGCAAGAUAAUUAUAAUGAAGAAGUAGCUGACUUAAAGAUGAAGCGAUCCAAGCUUCAUGAACAAGUUUUAGAUUUGGGCCUCACAUGGAAGAAGAUAGUCAAAUUUUUGAAUGAAAAACUAGAGAAGAAUAAAAUGCAAAGUAUAAAUGAAGACUUAAAAGAUAUACUGCAAGCUGCAAAACAGAUCGUUGGAACAGAUAAUGGGAGAGAAGCAAUUGAAAGUGGAGCUGCAUUUCUCUUUAUGACAUUUCACUUGACGGACUCUGUUGGUUACACGGAGACAAAAGCCAUCAGACAGAUGUUUGGUCCCUUUCCAUCGUCAUCUGCUACUGCAGCUUGUAAUGCCACUAAUCGAAUUAUUUCUCAUUUUAGUCAGGAUGAUCUGACUGCUCUUGUCCAGAUGGCAGAAAAUGAAUGUAGUGAUGUAGUGGUUUUUGGUAAAAACUUAGCAUUUUCCUUUGACAUGCAUGAUCUGGACCACUUUGAUGAAUUGCCAAUAAAUGGUGAAGCCCAGAAAACUAUCAGCUUAGACUACAAGAAGUUCCUGAAUGAACAUUUUCAGGAGCACUACACCCCUGAACUCAAGCCAGUGGAAAAAGCAAAUGGUUCCUUUUUGUGGUGUGAAGUUGAGAAGUACUUGAAUGCAACUUUAAAGGAAAUGACUGAAGCACCGAGAAUUGAAGAUCUUUGCUGUACCUUAUAUGACAUGCUUGCUUCGGUUAAAAGCGGUGAUGAACUUCAGGAUGAGCUUUUUGAAUUGCUGGGACCUGAAGGACUUGAUCUGAUUGAGAAGCUCCUCCAGAACAGAAUUACAAUUGUAGAUCGAUUUCUUAAUUCCUCAACUGAUUAUAAGUUCCAGGCUCUUCAAGAUAGUUGUAAAAAAUUUUUAGGAGAGAAUACUAAGCCUAAUUAUGGAUGUCAAGUUACUAUUCAAUCUGAACAAGAAAAACAGUUAAUGAAACUUUUUCGCCGUGAAGAAAAGAGAAUUGCCAGACGAGAAAAAAAGGCUGGAGAAGACGGGGAAGUUCCUGGGGAAGGACUUUUGUCCUUUGAUCCUAAGGAACUCCGGAUACACAGAGAACAGGCACUUCUGAAUGCUAGAAGUGCUCCAAUUCUGGGCAGGCAGAGAGACACGGAAGUUGAAAAAAUCCAUUAUCCCCAUGUUUAUGAUUCCCAGGCUGAGGCCCGAGAAACAUCAGCAUUUAUUGCUGGUGCCAAGAUGAUUUUACCAGAAGGAAUUCAAAGAGAGAAUACCAAGUUAUAUGAAGAAGUACGGAUCCCUUAUAGUGAACCAAUGCCAGUUGGCUUUGAGGAAAAGCCAGUUUAUAUCCAAGAUUUGGAUGAGAUCGGACAGUUGGCUUUUAAAGGAAUGAAGAGACUCAAUAGAAUCCAGUCCAUAGUGUUUGAGACUGCUUAUAACACCAAUGAGAACAUGCUGAUUUGUGCCCCUACUGGAGCUGGGAAGACCAACAUUGCGAUGCUUACAGUUUUACAUGAAAUCCGACAACACUUUCAACAAGGUGUUAUUAAAAAGAAUGAGUUUAAGAUUGUGUAUGUUGCUCCAAUGAAAGCCUUGGCAGCGGAAAUGACAAAUUACUUCAGCAAACGUCUAGAGCCACUGGGCAUUGUAGUGAAAGAAUUGACUGGAGAUAUGCAGUUGUCAAAAAGUGAAAUUUUACGAACUCAGAUGCUCGUGACCACACCGGAAAAAUGGGAUGUAGUAACAAGAAAGAGUGUUGGGGAUGUUGCUCUUUCUCAAAUUGUAAAACUCCUGAUUCUUGAUGAAGUUCACUUGCUUCAUGAAGACCGGGGUCCAGUUCUGGAAAGCAUAGUUGCAAGGACCUUACGACAGGUUGAAUCCACACAGAGUAUGAUAAGAAUUCUCGGGCUGUCUGCAACCUUACCCAACUACCUCGAUGUUGCUACAUUUCUGCAUGUUAACCCUUACAUUGGACUUUUUUAUUUUGAUGGCCGUUUUCGACCUGUACCUCUUGGACAGACAUUUUUAGGUAUUAAAAGUGCAAAUAAGAUGCAGCAGUUGAAUAACAUGGAUGAAGUGUGCUAUGAAAGCGUUUGGAAACAAGUAAAGGCUGGACACCAGGUUAUGGUGUUUGUACAUGCUCGCAAUGCCACUGUAAGGACAGCCAUGUCUCUAAUAGAAAGAGCAAAAAAUAGUGGCCAGAUUUCCUACUUUCUGCCUACCCAAGGACCAGAGUAUGGACAUGCAUUAAAACAGGUACAAAAGUCAAGAAAUAAGCAAGUGCGAGAAUUAUUCUCUGAAGGCUUUAGCAUUCAUCAUGCAGGGAUGCUUCGGCAAGACAGGAGUUUGGUUGAAAACUUGUUUUCAAAUGGGCACAUCAAAGUCCUCGUCUGUACAGCCACCUUAGCCUGGGGUGUCAAUCUUCCUGCGCAUGCCGUUAUUAUUAAGGGAACACAAAUAUAUGCUGCCAAAAGAGGCUCCUUUGUUGACCUUGGAAUUUUAGAUGUCAUGCAGAUAUUUGGCCGAGCUGGACGACCACAAUUUGACAAAUUUGGGGAAGGAAUCAUUAUAACAACACAUGAUAAACUCAGCCAUUACCUCAGUUUACUCACUCAACAAAACCCAAUUGAGAGUCAGUUUCUGGAAAGCCUUGCAGAUAACUUAAAUGCAGAGAUUGCUCUAGGAACAGUUACCACUGUGGAAGAAGCAGUGAAGUGGAUAAGUUACACUUAUCUGUAUGUGCGGAUGAGAGCAAAUCCAUUAGCAUAUGGCAUCAGUCAUAAAGCAUACCAGAUUGACCCAACAUUAAGAAUGCAUCGAGAACAGCUAGUCAUUGAAGUUGGACAAAAGCUGGAUAAAGCUAAGAUGAUUCGUUUUGAAGAGCGAACUGGUUAUUUUUCCUCUACUGAUUUGGGUAGAACUGCCAGCCACUACUAUAUUAAAUACAACACCAUUGAGACAUUUAAUGAACUCUUUGAUGCACACAAAACAGAAGGUGAUAUCUUUGCUAUUGUCUCCAAAGCUGAAGAAUUUGAUCAAAUUAAGGUCAGAGAAGAGGAAGUAGAGGAGCUAGAUGCCUUGUUAAACAAUUUCUGUGAACUCUCAGCUCCUGGAGGUGUGGAAAAUAGUUACGGGAAAAUAAACAUCUUGCUUCAGACCUACAUUAGCCGAGGAGAGAUGGACAGUUUCUCCCUUAUAUCAGAUUCUGCAUAUGUUGCCCAGAAUGCAGCUAGAAUUGUUCGUGCUCUCUUUGAAAUUGCACUGAGGAAACGUUGGCCUACCAUGACCUACAGGCUUCUGAAUCUUAGUAAAGUCAUCGACAAGAGACUCUGGGGUUGGGCUAGCCCUUUGAGACAAUUUUCUGUGUUACCACCACACAUUCUAACAAGAUUAGAAGAAAAAAACCUCACUGUGGAUAAACUCAAAGACAUGAGAAAGGAUGAAAUAGGUCACAUUUUGCAUCACGUGAAUAUUGGACUGAAGGUUAAACAAUGUGUUCAUCAGAUCCCUUCUGUUACAAUGGAAGCUUCCAUUCAGCCCAUCACACGGACUGUCCUCCGAGUGUCACUGAGUGUCCACCCGGAUUUCUCUUGGAAUGAUCAGGUCCAUGGAACAGUAGGGGAACCAUGGUGGAUUUGGGUGGAAGAUCCUACAAAUGACCAUAUUUAUCACUCAGAGUACUUUUUAGCUCUUAAAAAACAGGUUAUUAAUAAAGAACCUCAACUUCUGAUAUUCACAAUCCCUAUUUUUGAGCCUUUGCCCUCUCAGUACUACAUUCGAGCAGUGUCUGAUAGAUGGCUAGGGGCUGAGGCUGUUUGCAUUAUCAACUUUCAACAUCUGAUUCUACCAGAGAGACAUCCUCCCCAUACAGAAUUGUUGGACCUUCAGCCUUUACCAGUCACAGCUUUGGGGUGCAAAGCAUAUGAAGCUCUAUAUAACUUCAGCCACUUCAACCCAGUACAGACACAAAUAUUCCACACACUCUAUCACACAGACUGUAAUGUCCUGCUUGGAGCCCCCACUGGUUCAGGAAAGACGGUUGCAGCUGAAUUAGCCAUUUUCAGAGUCUUCAACAAGUAUCCCACUUCAAAGGCAGUGUAUAUCGCACCCCUGAAGGCUCUAGUGCGUGAAAGGAUGCAUGACUGGAGAAUUAGAAUAGAAGAGAAGCUUGGUAAAAAAGUUAUUGAACUGACAGGGGAUGUGACCCCAGACAUGAAAUCCAUUGCUCAGGCUGACCUUAUUGUCACAACACCAGAAAAGUGGGAUGGAGUCAGUCGAAGCUGGCAGAAUAGGAACUACGUUCAACAAGUUACUAUUCUCAUCAUAGAUGAGAUCCAUCUGCUUGGGGAGGAGAGAGGUCCAGUUCUAGAGGUCAUUGUAUCUCGAACAAACUUUAUUUCAUCACACACAGAGAAGCCUGUUAGAAUAGUUGGACUGUCCACUGCAUUAGCUAAUGCCAGAGACCUUGCUGACUGGCUCAACAUUAAGCAGAUGGGUUUGUUCAACUUCCGACCAUCAGUUCGCCCAGUUCCUCUGGAAGUCCACAUUCAAGGUUUCCCAGGUCAACAUUACUGCCCACGCAUGGCUAGUAUGAAUAAGCCUGCAUUUCAGGCAAUUAGAAGUCAUUCUCCAGCCAAACCUGUUUUGAUAUUUGUCUCAUCAAGACGUCAAACUCGACUUACUGCUUUAGAGUUGAUAGCUUUUCUGGCUACUGAAGAAGACCCAAAACAGUGGUUGAAUAUGGAUGAGCAAGAGAUGGAGAACAUCAUUGGGACAAUACGAGAUUCCAACCUGAAGCUGACUCUAGCUUUUGGGAUAGGAAUGCAUCAUGCUGGACUGCAUGAAAGAGACCGAAAAACUGUAGAAGAGCUGUUUGUGAACUGUAAAGUUCAGGUUCUCAUUGCUACAAGCACAUUAGCAUGGGGUGUAAACUUUCCAGCUCACUUAGUAAUUAUUAAAGGAACUGAAUAUUAUGAUGGAAAAACAAGACGUUAUGUGGAUUUUCCCAUCACAGAUGUGCUGCAGAUGAUGGGGCGAGCUGGGAGACCUCAGUUCGAUGACCAGGGCAAAGCUGUAAUUCUUGUUCAUGAUAUAAAAAAAGAUUUUUAUAAAAAAUUUCUUUAUGAACCUUUCCCAGUAGAAUCAAGCUUAUUAGGAGUGCUUUCUGACCACUUAAAUGCAGAGAUUGCUGGAGGUACAAUAACAUCUAAGCAAGAUGCAAUGGAUUAUAUCACAUGGACUUACUUUUUCCGACGUCUCAUCAUGAACCCAAGCUACUACAGCUUGGGUGACGUCAGCCAGGACUCCAUGAACAAGUUCCUGUCACAGCUGAUCGAGAAGUCUCUGGUUGAGUUGGAGCUUUCCCACUGCAUUGAAGUUGGAGAGGAUAACCGCAGCAUAGAGCCACUAGCAUGUGGCCGAAUUGCCUCCUAUUACUAUUUGAAGCACAAAACAGUCAAAAUGUUCAAGGACCGUUUGAAACCUGAGUGCAGCACUGAAGAAUUGCUUUCAAUUUUGAGUGAUGCAGAAGAAUACACAGACUUGCCAGUAAGACACAAUGAGGACCAUACAAACAGCGAAUUGGCCAAAUGUCUUCCCAUUGAAUUAAAUCCUCAUUCAUUUGACAGUCCUCACACCAAAGCGCAUCUCUUGCUUCAGGCACAUCUCAGCCGAGCUAUGCUGCCCUGCCCAGAUUAUGACACUGAUACCAAAACGGUCUUAGACCAAGCUCUCAGAGUAUGUCAGAUACAGUAGGAGAAAUAGUGGAACAGAGGAAGGAUUUCUCACUGGGAGAAUGAAUCAAGGAAAAGAUGAGGUCUACCAGAGUGCUGCAUCAGAAGCAUAUGACUGGAGCAUCACAUGCCAGAUUCUGCACACUUUGCAGCCCAGAUUUCUUAAAAUUAACUUCUGGUUUGGGAAGAAAUUUUUAAUCGUAGAGUUUUCCUUUACUAUUCUGUUUCAUUGGUUUUCUUGCAAUACAGUGAAAUUGACUUAAUUGUAUUAGUGCUCACUGUUAAGUUUGAUUUUUUUAUUAUUUUACUCGAGAAUGAAUUUUGUUUCAAAAAAUAAUGCCUGAAUAGCUACAGCUAUAUGUAUUAAAGCUAAUUCACGUUUUGUUUUCAAAACUUGUAUUGACAAAAUUUAUUAAUAGAGACAGUAAUUAUUUAAUUACAUCAUUUUGUUUAAAUUCAAUGUUCAUUUUCUAUGUGUGGGAAAGAAGAGGUUGUGAGUCAACUAGAAUCCUCUUUGAAAUAAGACAGCAUAUGUGUAUGUAAGUCAGCAGAGGUAGUGGAGUUUCAUGGAGUGAGCACAGGUCUGAAAUUGGAAAAACAAGAUUAAUCCUUACCUCCAUCACUCUUUUGUGUGUUAUUGCAUAGUCACUGACCUUCUGCAACAUUCUCUUUCCCUGUCUCACAGUUGCUAUGGGUAAGGAUUAAAUUAGGUUAUUUGUGAAAAUGUUUUAUAAUCUGUAUGCUAAUGUACAAAUAUUUUCAUCAUCAUGUUUGCACACACUAUAACUUUAUAUAUAAUUUACUGUUUGGGUAUUUUCACAAUAAUUGAAGAUUUGUAUUACUUGAUAAAUUUAUAUAUUCACUGUUUAAAGUAUAAUUUGCUGUCGGUGAAGAUGAUAAGAAAAAUAUUAUUAGAUUUGGAUAAACUUACUGGGUUUUCACUGUUAAGAUCAAACUUGAGAAGCCUAGGGAUUUCUGAGAUGGAUGUAUAGUAAAUGUUGAGGAUGUGAGGUCUGUCCAUACCCUAAAGCAUGCCUUCAACUAAACAGAUUUUCUUCUAGAGACCGUUCGUUCCUUCUGCUUUCCUUUACCUUCACAUGCCAUGAAUCACUUCAAAGUCCUUGAGGAUGAAAUGCCUCUAGGUGUAUACUCUCUCUUUCCUGGGGUUUGCCUCUGUUUCAUCUUCUUUCCAGUCUUGCUCCCUCACUCAGACAUAGGCCGACACAGACUAGUUCAUUCUCCUCUACUCUCCUCUGAAAUUCAUGCUGAGUAGUUCUUGUCCUACAGAGAUAAAAGCUAGCCUCCUGUUGUCUCUCCAACUAUUUCCUUCUAGGGAGCCAGCUUCUGCUAGAAAUCCAUUAGGUGUCUUUUGUUAACUGUUUCCUAAACUCUUUUUCCCUACCUUCCUCAAACAGAGUUCAUUAUUGCCAGUUUGCCAUCUUGAGCCCCAUCAUAGUGGCUUCAAUGGAUGGCUUUUUAAACAGCAUAAUCAUCUGCAACCCAUACUCCUGCACUUUGGUCAAUGUCAAACUGCCUCACCCAGCACCGGCAUGAUCACCACUUGAGUCUCCUCUCUCACAGUAUCCUUAUUGGUCAACUGGACUGAGCAUUUCUGGUACUAUCAUCAGGAAUCUUUUCUCCCCUUCCUGUUCUAUUAAUUUACUCCGUGUCCCCUUAUGAUUGUACUCAAAGUAGCCACUUUAACACUAGUGUCAGAAUGUGCUAAAAUCUCAUGCUGCCAUGGGUAACUAUGAACAGGAACUAUGAAUUCUCUGCCUUCAGGCCAUAAUCACUAAUUAUUGCUAGAAAUAAUCUCCGAACAUUGUUGAAUCCACUAUAGAGUCUUGCUGUUGACAGCAGGACUGUUCCAGGAUUUUUUCCAUCAUUGAUUCUACCCAGUUUUUCCUCCAAGUGUUUUUGCUCCCUUAAUGAAGAGAAUGUUAACCUUCAUCUACAGAGAUUUCCUUUGCUUUCCUUUCAUUGGUCCUAUGAGAUCUUCAGUGAUCAACAAAACUACUUUUCUGAACCCUCAUAUCCUGACUCCAGGAUUUUCUCUUCUCUGUACAGCUUAUUUGGUGUUUACUAGAAAUGACCUCAAAUGCUAGAGUCCACCUGAAAAGAUAGAAAACAAAUGUAAAUAUAUAUAUUAUAUAUGGUGUAUCUGUAGUCAUAUGUCAUUGCUGAAAUAUUAAAGCUUAUACAGAAGGUAGAAUUCUUUUAAAAAGUGACAGAUAUCAGACUCAGUUAUUCAGAUGUGGAAAAUGAACUUCGAUAAUUAACUAAUUUGCCCAGGGCCUUCCAGUUAGAGGUACAGUUCUAAGCUGUUGGUUUGUGUCUAACUUACCACACCAGCUACAAACCAGUGCCAAGUGUCUGAAUUGCACUGAAGUCUGUAGUCAUCAGCCUUCCAUACUCAACACUUCUACAUCUGCAUAUUCUGCCAACCAUGGAGCAAAAUAUUGGAAGAAUUCAGUCAGUGCUAGAUAUGGCCUUUUUUUUUCUCUUUUUCUUUUGUCAUUACUUAAGCAAUACAGUGUAUUAGGUAUCAUAAGUAAUCUGCAGGUGAUUUAAGGUAUAGAGGAAUAUAUGCAUAUGUUACAUAUAAAUACUACCAUUUUAAAUAGGAGACAUGAAUAUCCACAGAUUUUGGCAUCCUUCAGGGUCCUGGAACCAUUCCCUGACAAAUACUGAAACAAGAUUUUAUUUGCUUUAAUUGAGAAACAUUCUUGAAGUCCCAUUGAUCUAAUAUGCACAUUCCUCAUAAAAUCAGUUGUUCUAAAUUACAACCCCACUCAAAUUCUACACACUCUCCACUUUAUUCUGAAUUUCAUUGGCUGUUUACUAUAUUUACUAUUAUAUAUAUAUAUAUAUAUAUAUAUAUAUACUAUUAUACUAAUAUUAAUUAUAUAUACUAUUUACUAUGCUAAAUAUACCAUUGGAGGCAAGCUCCCAACAAUUUGAAUUUGAAUCUUAACCAGACUCAUUUUCUAAAAUUUUAUAGUCUUAGAUAAUGUUUUUUCUCUCUCCUAGCCAUGAUCUUCAUCUAUAAAAUGUGCUUAAAUUUAAUGUUACAUAAAAAAAUGCUAAUAGACUGUUUGACAAAUAGCAAGCAUUUAGCAAAUGUCUAUUCAAAUCACAAAUUACUUCCAGUGUGGUUGAGGAUGUUCAGAUGGCCUCCUGUGCCAUCCUCUCCUACCUUUCUGGGUCUUGCCUCCUGCCCCUACUCUGUUACUGAUUCCUUUGUUAGCAGUGCUGCUCAUUGUAACUUUCUGGCUGACCGCUUUGUGCCCUGGAUUUCUGAGUCCAGCUGUAGCAUAUACUCCCUGUGGAGCUUGUCUUACCUCAAUUACCCACCUGGCUUCAUAGCUCCAUCUCCAUUAAAAUGUGUCCAAAACCUAAUUCAGCAUAUCCAUUCCAGCCCACCUCUCUUCAGUGAAUAACAGACAUCCUGACUGUUUCUAUUAUGAUAGGUUUUUGUUGUCUAAUUUUAUAAAAAUGAAUGCAGUGCUAGAAAUCACAUUUUCAUUCCACUAUAGCUAGAGAUAAUAAUCAAUGAAAAUUGAUUCCAAUUCAGGAAGAGAAAGUCUUAUAAAGUGUCAGCCCCCGUCCAUGUUUUUCUGUACUCAGAAUCAUUAUAACUUGGUCUCCUCAGUGUGCCAAAGCAAUCUUCUGUGGUUGGCUGUCAGAUCUCUGUGAUAUGGAGUAACCUGGGAAAGACUGUUGUAAGAUAGUAAGACACAGUUUUUCCUGUGUCCCACCCAGUCUGCAGCUGCUCAGACCCAAGUAAACACAGAGGCUUAUAUUAAUUAAAACUGCUCAGCCAUAGCUCAGGCUUACUACAUACGAGCUCUUGCACUUAAACUCAGCCUAUUUCUGUUAAUCUAUAUGUUGCCACGUGUUCCGUGACUUUACCUAUGUGCCAUUACAUGCUGUUCCCUGGGCGGCGGGCUGGCAUCAGCCUUUAUCUUCCCAGAAUUCUCCUUGUCUGCUUAUCCCACCUAUACUUCCAGCCUGACUACUGGCCAAUCAGUGUUUUAUUAAACCAGUUUACAAAAGCAUUAUCCCACAGCACACAGAGUCCUUUCCAGGCUCAGUCAUAGCUGCCAGGAUCCUCAGUCUCCCAUUGUAAGCUGUAGUUGGAAGCUUUCCUGUGUCCUGCCCAGUCCCAUAGCCACUCAGACCCAAAUAAAUAUACAGAGGCUUAUAUUAUUUUCAAACUAUGGCCAUGGCAGGAUUCUUGCUAACUAGCUCUUAUAUCUUAAAUUAACCCAUUUCUAUAAAUCUGUACCUUGCCACGUGGCUUGUGGCUUAUUGGUACUUUACAUCUUGCUUCUCCUGGUGGUGGCUGGUAGCAUCUGCCCCAUUCUCCUUUCUCCUCUCCUAUCUCUCUUGGAUUUCCCCACCUGGCUCCAUCCUACCCUGCCAUAGGGCAAUGUAGCUUUAUUUAUCAACCAAUCAGAGCAACACAUAUUCACAGCAUACAGAAAGACAUCCCACAGCAGUAAUCCCUGUCAGUUAUGACCCUCUGAACAGUGGCAUGGGCUUCCAUUCCACCUGAGAAGCAGACUGAUAUCUCUGUUUGUCCUGCACAGCAGGACUGGUUCUUUGCCUUGUCCCUUGACAUUUUUGUAGUCACAAACCUCUCCUGAUGCCCAGCCCAUGCAUCUGCUCCUGGCCAUGCAUUCUCCUCUCCUCUACUCCUCCUACCCUCUGUAGAAAUGGGCAUGAAAGAGAUAAAAGGAAAUCUCUGCUAGGAGAGGGGAAAAAGUAUUGUUUUAUGAUGUUUAAAUGGGUCUCUGUUCAUUACUGUCUCCUGUGCAGCAGACAGCUGCUGGAAGAUUCAUGUAUAUUUUCUCUUUGCUUCCAUAGAACCUCUUCAGUAGUGUAAAGAGACUUUCUCAAAUUUAGAUGUGAUAAAUGGGAUAAAAUUAGGAUCCAAAUCUAUGUCUGACUCAAAGUUUGUUUGUUUUUCUUUUAUACUGCUUUUAGUAUAUCUCAAUGAUUUAGUCAUAAUGUUAUAAUCAUUAUUGUUGGAUUUUUAUGUAUGCUUUAAUAAAGCAAAUAUGUCUUAACUAGCAUUUUAUUGCUGUGAAUAGACACUGUGACCGUGGUAGCUCUUAUAAAGGAAAACAUUUAACUGGGGCUGGCUUACAAAGUUCAGAGGUUUAGUCCAUUAUCAUGGUGGAAAGCAUGGCAGCACAAAGGAUGACAUGGUGCUGGAGAGAAGCUGAGAGAUCAACAUCUGCAUCUGCAGGCAGCAGGAAGAGAGAGACGCUGGGCCUGUCUUGAGCUUCUGAAACCUCAAAGCCCACCCACGGUGACACACCUUCUCCAACAAGGCCACACCUCCAAUAAUGCCACUCCCUGAGUCUGUGGGGGCUGUUUUCAUUCAGAAUGCCACAAAAUAUUUACUGAAUAGACUGUGCUAGGGCUAGAAUUACAAAGAAUGAUUACAAAUUCUCAAGAGAAGAAGUCUGUAGUUUACAGGAUAAUAUGUAAACAGAGAAUCGCAUUAAGGUAAUGGUCAUCUACCUUGAGGUAGAGGCAGAGGAGACAAACUAUAUCUGUCUGGAAGAAUCAGGAAGGUUUCAAAUGAUAAAUGGGAAAUUCUCAAGUAUUGAAGAUUAAAAAAGUGAUAGUGUAAAUCUAGAGAACGCCAGUCAUUUUGUAUUACUGCACUGAGAGUAUAUUGGGCAAGAUGACCAAAGAGAAAAGAGAGACAGUAGUUACAGGGUUUGACUGCUGUGCAAGGACGUGUCUGUUUUGUCCACCACACAGUGUGAUGUCAUUGAAAAUACUUGUAGAGAGAUGGACUGAUUAGUUUUACUUCUUUAGAAAUUCAUUUUAGUAAGAAAAUUAAGUAUUGAUUAAACAAAACUGAGUUAGAAUGGGAAUAAAUGGAGACAGAGGCUAAGCAGUGAGGCAUCCCUGUCCUUUCUAUAAAUUAAAGUUUCCAUCGCGAUAGAACUUUCACUUGAUGUAAGUGCUUACCUUGCAUUAUUUUCUUUUUGUAUUUUCACAUCUGGAUCAUACAAUGAAAACUUGUGGAGAACACUCAUAAAUUUUAUGAAAUCUUUCAACUUCAUAAUGAAAACUUCAAAGUUAAAACCAUAUGGUUAGUCCAUCCAACUAUAGAUGUGAGCUUUUGUUCUGGAAUUUAUUUCCAGUCACAUUACAAUACAAAAUCAAAAGUAAAAUUGUUGUUGUUGGUCCUCAUUACAAGUUCUAAAUGCAUCAUUGUAUUGCAUUAGUACAGUUACUCAUUUCUCUUUUCUGUUCUCUAAGCUGGUCUCAAGCGUUGUGAUUUGAGAACUAUAUUAUUUUCUACAUAGCAUUAUUUUAUAACUUGUUUGUCUCGUACAUCUUAAAGAAAUUCUGCUUUGCAAAAAAAGAAGAAAUGUACACAUACAAUGUUUCUCGGAGUUCAUGUGUGCAUGAAACAUUCACAUAUGCACAUACUUAUGUAUCCACACGUGUGUGUAUGUAUAAGUAUAUAUAUACACACACACAUACAUACAUCUCCAGGCUUUUGGUGUGUAGCUAGCAGCCCAACAGGUGCUAAGGACCAGCUUGAUCAUUCUGUCACACUAAUCAUUAUAUCCAAGAACCCUGGUCCAUUUCCCUGUAUUGUACAUAAAAAGAAUGUAGACUUUAUUUGACAAGUUUUUGUAAUUUACUUUUUGUGUAUUAUAGAACACCGUUGGAAAUUUAAAGCUUAGGAGAAUAUAUUCACAUUGAUACCACAAAAUGAUAGUAUGGCACAUUACUAACAUAGCUUAAAUCAUUUCUAAAAGUAGACUUUGUACAACAUUUUAUAAUAUCUUACCAUCAGUGAAAUAUUUACUGUUAAAGUAUCAUUGUAAUGGAGUACUAGGUACAUCCCAAAACAAGCUAGUACAGUCCCGAAACUGUACAAUUGCCCAAUAUCAUAUUAACUUACAUGUCUUUCAGUCAGCAUUCUGCAGAAUCUAAUUUAAUUGAAAUCACUUUGCUUAUGUAAACUUCUCCUCUGUUUAAAUAAGAUUUCACUGUUUAGUUUUGCCUUAAGCAAAUGCAGCCUUUUGUUUGUCCAUAAAACAUUAGAUUAAAUGUAUAGUCCAAUAUGGGUAGCUUCCGUCACUACGCAUGGGCCACAGGCAGUUGCCUAUAUACAGUGUGCUCUAUUGUCAUUAAGAGUCCGCCUGUAUCCUUAGCCUGCUCUUUCAGGAAAAUGUUCUUUUAAUAAAAAAACAAAUAAAUAAUAAACUUUUCCCCUAUGGUUACUGAUUUUACAUUUGAAAGACAGUAAAAUUUACAUUUUAAAUGCU